AUGGGCGCCGCCGGCUCCUCGGCGCUGGCGGGUCUCGGCCUCCCGGUCCCGCGCGUCCCCGCGCAGCCGCGGCCGGGGUGGCUCGGGCUCGCCGCGCUGGGUCUGGCCGCGGUGGCGCUGGGGGCCGUGGCCUGGCGCCGUGGGCGACCCAGGCGGCGCCGGCGGCUGCAGCAGGUGGGCACCGUGGCGCAGCUGUGGAUCUACCCGGUCAAGUCCUGCAAGGGGGUGCCGGUGAGCACGGCGGAGUGCACGGCCAUGGGGCUGCGCAGCGGCCACCUGCGGGACAGGUUUUGGCUCGUGAUCAACCAGGAGGGAAACAUGGUCACUGCUCGCCAGGAACCUCACCUUGUGCUGAUUUCCCUGACGUGCGACGGUGACACCCUGGCUCUCAGCGCAGCCUACACGAAGGAUCUGCUGCUGCCCAUCAAAACGCCCACCACGAACGCAGUGCACAAGUGCAGGGUGCACGGCCUGGAGAUCGAGGGCAGGGACUGUGGCGAGGCCGCCGCCCAGUGGAUAACGAGCUUCCUGAAGACGCAGCCCUACCGCCUGGUGCACUUCGAGCCUCACAUGCGACCGAGGGACCCUCACCAAAUAGAGGACCUGUUCCCGGCCAAAGGGCGGAUUGCCUACCCCGAUGCCAGCCCAUUCUUGGUUCUUUCCGAGGCAUCCUUGGUGGAUCUCAACUCCAGGCUGGAAAAGAAAGUUAAAGCAACUAACUUCAGGCCCAACAUCGUAAUUUCAGGAUGUGGAGUCUACGCAGAGGAUUCUUGGGACGAAAUUCUUAUUGGUGAUGUGGAACUGAAAAGGGUGAUGGCUUGUUCCAGGUGCAUUGUGACCACAGUGGACCCGGACACUGGCGUCAUGAGCAGGAAGGAGCCGCUGGAAACGCUGAGGAGUUACCGCCAGUGUGACCCUUCGGAACAAAAGUUGUAUGGAAAAGCACCUCUCUUUGGACAGUAUUUUGUUCUGGAAAACCCAGGGACAAUCAAAGUGGGAGACCCGGUGUACCUGCUGGGCCACUAAUGGGAACCAUAUGUCCUGGAAUACCCGAUGCCUUUAAAAACAAUGUCCUCAAAGAUGACAAAACUUGAAGCAGUGUUUUAACUGACAUCUCAGCAUUUUCAAGUUUUUCCUCUUGGGGACUUCCUCGUGUCUUGAUGCUGCCAGUGUUCCUGUGCACAGGACAAAAAUAUAUAGUUUUGAUAACUUCAUGGGCCUUCACAGGAUUCUCAAAACUCCCUGCUUAACUAUGACGAUGGAAUGAUUUUUUUUCUCCAUUUAUCUACCGAGAGUGCUAACCUCUGUCAUCUCCUAUACUACUCAUGAGGGAAAGAGAAAAGAAAGAGGAAGAGUGGGUGAGCCAGAAGAAUGUUCUGGAAUGUUUUAUCACUUCUGUGCACCGGGCAUGCAGUGAAAUUUAAAUUGCUUCCCAAAUAAGGCUGGAACGCAACUUCACUUUUCUCCUCAAUCCUCAGGCUGCUGUUCAGAGGGCACAAAAAGCCUGACCUGCAGGAAGCAUUUCAGGUACUAAUUUUCCGUAGGUCUCCUCAGACCUGGCACUGUCAUUUCUCAGAUGGUGUCAGUCUCCUCAAGUGCCCAGGAUGGAGCCCGUGCUGUCAUGAUGGCCUUCUGGAUCCUUGCUGGUCGCCUCAACUCUCGACUCGGCAAAACUCAGGGUGAAAACAUUCUGAAGUCCCGUGGAGGAGAACACUGAUUGUGUGAUUUGAAAUAGAUCCCCGAAAACCUUUAAAAGGCAAAAAGGAAAGGACAUGUCAGUUUAUUUAAAAUCCAGUAUCUAAUUUUUUACUGAUGGUGGAACCAUGCAACUCAAAGUUCUGAGCAAGUGGAUCUUACGUCGCCAUUUUGUCCUUUGGUUGUGUCAGGAAAUUAACUAAAGCAUGGAGAAUGUUUCAAAAUCCGUAGAUAAAUAAAUGGAAGCUCCUUUGGGUAGUUUCACAUCUUACUAACUUCUCGGCACAAGGUCCGACUUUGAAAACUGACUGAGGUGAGCAGACAAAGCCAACUAACUGCCGACACCCAACCAGAGCCGGAUUCCCUGCAAAAUGGACCUGCUCACACACGGCAUCCCAGAUAAACACACAUCUUGGAAGAGCUAACAAGUAACAUGCUUCUUACCAAAGACUGUGCAUUUUUCACUUUAGUUUAUAAAAGAGGUCAGUGAUCACUGAACUCUAGCUGUGCUUUGCAGUAAAGUCACAAGUUAACAAGUG
This is a messenger RNA of Lemur catta (Ring-tailed lemur), 2234 nucleotides long. It is a transcript of the gene MTARC1, whose product is annotated as mitochondrial amidoxime reducing component 1. NCBI's taxonomy places the organism in Eukaryota, Metazoa, Chordata, Mammalia, Primates, Lemuridae. The record is from RefSeq and is a predicted model, not a curated record. Gene Ontology annotation, biological process: nitrate metabolic process. Gene Ontology annotation, cellular component: mitochondrial inner membrane. The transcript is spliced from 7 exons. Gene Ontology annotation, molecular function: pyridoxal phosphate binding; nitrate reductase activity; molybdenum ion binding. Bases 1 to 1026 code for a protein of 341 amino acids.